Molecule: messenger RNA, 512 nt
Organism: Rattus norvegicus (Norway rat)
Lineage: Eukaryota; Metazoa; Chordata; Mammalia; Rodentia; Muridae
Source: RefSeq, a predicted model, not a curated record
AUGAAUUUAGAUCUCCAUAUAAAAAGGCAGCUGAUUUUUCUGAGCCCCGGCGGUGCAUGCCGUGGAGCUUUCUCCAGUCUGCUCUGUCCUGACUCACUGCUGUUCGCUCCUGCUGAGGAACAAGUCGGUCAGGAAGCCGCACCUCAACCAUGGCAUUUAAAGACUCCCGUGGAGCCCGAAGUGGCUAUUCACCGGAUUCGAAUCAUGCUCACCAGCCGCCGCGUGAAGUCGCUGGAGAAGGUUUGUGCGGACUUGAUCAGAGGCGCCAAGGAGAAGAAUCUGAAAGUGAAAGGACCGGUGCGCACGUCUACCCAGACACUGAGAAUCACUACCAGAAAAACACCUUGUGGUGAAGGUUCCGAGACGUGGGGUCGUUUCCAGAUUAGAAUCCACAAGCGACUCAUUGACUUACACAGUCCUUCUGAGAUUGUUAAGCGGAUUACUUCCAACAGUAUUGAGCCAGGAGUGGAGGUUGAAGUCACCAUUGCAGAUGCCUAAGUCAACUGUUUAAA